Molecule: messenger RNA, 420 nt
Organism: Echinostoma caproni
Lineage: Eukaryota; Metazoa; Platyhelminthes; Trematoda; Plagiorchiida; Echinostomatidae
Source: the annotation of a GenBank genome assembly
AUGAUCUCACUGCACACAGUGAAUUUCGACAGGUCUACUACUACUGCUACUACUACUCUUCCCGUUUGGAAUGCCCAACUCGAUUUGAGCACAAACGUCUCAAACACAUCCACACACGACCUGUUCGCAUCACCGCCGCCGCCAUUCCCUGGCUCGUAUCCGAACCACGGCGCUCACACGGUCUACCGGGCGGAUUCACGCGGACUGGCGAUCGCUGAGAAACGACCAAACUGCCUGUGGACCAAUUCUGCCGCUGUCGGUGGUGGUGGUGGAAUGAUCAGCGGCGAUUCUGUGGGACGACUAUUAUACGCGAACGAGAAAUUGAAAACAAAAGAAAAACUGAAACAUUCCAUUCCCGAUGUAUCCAAGUGUUUAAUAACUGCUCGAACAGAUCAAGCAACAAUAGUCGUGGUAAGUUGA